Dunckerocampus dactyliophorus (ringed pipefish) is the source of this 2934-nucleotide messenger RNA. RefSeq names its product ASPSCR1 tether for SLC2A4, UBX domain containing (gene aspscr1). NCBI's taxonomy places the organism in Eukaryota, Metazoa, Chordata, Actinopteri, Syngnathiformes, Syngnathidae. The record is from RefSeq and is a predicted model, not a curated record. Gene Ontology annotation, biological process: signal transduction. Gene Ontology annotation, molecular function: protein binding. The coding region runs from base 29 to 1807 and encodes 592 amino acids. The transcript is spliced from 17 exons.
CAAAUAAACACUGACGUCAUCUAGCACAAUGGCCGCCAACGGCACAGCUGUGACGGUGCUGACUCCAAAUGGAAGACGACAGACAGUCAAAGUGCUUCCGAACACACCGUUAUUGCAGGUGCUGGAAGACGUAUGCAAAAAGCACGGAUUCGACCCCGACAGUUACGGUUUGAAGUUUCAGAGGACUGUUCUGGACCUAACGCUGCAGUGGAGGUUUGCUAACUUGCCCAACAAUGCCAAGUUGGAAGUGGUGCCAAGUACAAGGAACCAGACACUACCUGAUAGUCAGGUGCGGAUCGCGCUGCAGAUGGAGGACGGCUCCCGUCUCCAGAGUUGUUUUUCUUGCGGGCAGAGUCUUUGGGAAGUGCUGACUCAUUUUCCUCAGAUCAGUGUGUCAGAGCUAUCCCAGGCUGGCUCCACCCCCGUGUGUGUUUACAUGCGGGAUGAGGUGUGUGGGGAAGAGGCCCUCAAGAAGGCCACUCUGAAAUCAUUGGGCCUCACUGGAGGAAGUGCCAUUGUCAGGUUUUUGUUGAAAAAGAAGAAAGCCCAAGAAGAGGAAGAUGGCAUGGAUACAACUGGACCCGCCGCUGAUGAAUACCCAGCUGGCUCACCCGCUCAGCCUGCUCCAUCACGUUCACCAAGCUCAGCAUCCCACGUGAAAGCUAAGAACGCCAACCCAUCUCUGCCAAAGGAAAUUGUUCCUGCUCCCUGUCCUGUUUCUGCCACGAGUACACUUCCUGUUCAAGAAGAUAGUGUAGCCAAAGUCCAGCUUGUGGCUCAACCAGAAGGAAGAGGACUGCCAGAGGAUGAUGGCGAGGAAGCAGGACCGUCAAAGAUCAUCCCCCGAUCACCUGCGCCAUUCAUUCCUUUUUCUGGAGGUGGUCAGCGCCUUGGCGGUACAGGAGGAAGUGCAGUCAGACCCUCCUCUUCUUUAUCGUUUUCAUCGCUGUCGUCUGCAGUAGAAUCACCCAAAGCCAAGAAAGCCAAGCCUUCCAACAGUUCUUCCGCCAAGCAGCAUGGACCCACUGCCAACAAGCCAAGUGAGGACAUCGAUGAAUCAGUGACGUUCUUACAGCCGGUGGAGAGAGAGCCCCUCAUCUACCAUAUGGAAUCUCGAUCCCGUAACGCAAAAGACGAUGUCGAGUUGCCGGAUGAGUUUUUUGAAGUGACGGUGGAUGAUGUACGCAAGCGCUUUGCCCAGCUGAAGAGUGAGAGGAAAUUGUUGGAGGAGGCGCCCCUGAUGACUAAAACCCUUCGAGAAACUCAGAUGAAGGAGAAGAUGGACAGAUACCCCAAAGUGGUCCUAAGGGUAGAGUUUCCAGAUCGACACGUUCUCCAGGGCUUCUUCCGCCCCCUUGAGACAGUUGGGGCUUUGGUGCAUUUUGUCAGGAGCCACUUGGAGGAUCCACAGCUCACUUUUUACCUGUUCAUCACCCCUCCGAAGAGAAUUCUGGAGGAUCUCAGUGUCACACUUUUCCAGGCUGACCUGUUUCCUGGUGCGCUGGUGUACUUCGGCUGUGACGUGAAGACAGACCUCUACUUGAAGAAGGAACUCCUCAGCUCUUCUGUCUCGGCUUUACAAGCAAAUGAAUCCAUUGCAAGCUGCAUACUCCAGCCAACAGAACAUUCCUCCAGCUCUUCGGCCGCUGAAGACGGGCGACCGCCUCCUCUCGAGCCAUCACCUGACACCAGCGCAUCCACAGAGGACGAUGAAAACCUGUCCGCAAACAUCCCCCGGGCCGCUAAGACCAACAGAUCUGAUGUGGGCAAGGUGCCCAAAUGGCUAAAGCUUCCAGGUAAAAAAUAAGAGGGCAGCCACCAAAUGUGUGCACACCAGGACUCAGCGUGGAAGAUGGCUGCCACGUUGGACUGCGUGAGGUAAAGACUCGCUGAGUGAAGAAGUUAUAUUUCAUUGAUGACCAGACAGAAAGACUGCUGAUGGGGGGGUUCAACACAGCUUCAAAAUAAAUAUUGCUGUUCAAACAAGUGAAUUUGGAAGUUUCAAAAGUGCCAUUUUGUGAGUGUGGUGUUUAUGAAGUUUGGCUGUCAAACGCUCUCAUUCUUAUGUUCUUCCCCACACUUCCAUGCAGUUUAGGACUUCAAUGACCAUUUACUACUUCCUCAGCUGGAAUGGGCAUUCCCAGCCAUGUGCUGCCCCCUGUUGGUUUACAAUUGUUACCAGAUACAAGUGUGGUGCACCAGAGGCGUCACUAGGUUUAAGGACAGGUGAGGCUUGGCCCCCAGGAGAUUUCAGCUGACUAAGAAUUAGAAAUCAUUCAUUACAGUACAGUACCUGUUUGAACGAGGGAUGGCCCGAUCUGAGGAUCGGGAUCUGCUGGUGAUCCGCUGUAUUUUGAAGAUCGGAUUAUAUCUGGUUCCGCCACGAGAUGGGGCCGAUCCGGUUGCCGUAUAACGUUCGUAACACUGAGUCACACUCCAACACGGUAGGUGCGGUAAUGUGCCUCAAAGCUGGUUGCCACUCGACUCCCGCCACCCGCAAGAGGAAGAAAACGUAACACCACCAUACAGACAUAUCCGCGCUGUACCGUGGUGACAUUAGUUUCACGUUGGACGUCGGAUAUCCAGCGCUGUAGCUACAGCGGUCAUUCCCCCUUACUGUGCCCGGACUGCUGUGUCAUGGUGCGGGGAGCUCACACGGGAAGUGCUGCUGUAACCGCUGCUUUCGAGAGUUUGUUUAAAUUUUUUUUUUUUUUUUAAUAGUCAUAUUCUAAAUUGCAUGACAAAUUAAUCUAUAACCAUAUCAAGUGAUUAGUCCUACCCUAAAAGUACUUUGCACACCCAUUUUUUCCAAUUGUAUCUUUUAUUGGAUGAGGGACCUUACUCUGAGGUUUGUUACAAAAACCAAACAAUAUUGUUGGUCAUGCUGUGUAAUUCGGCAAUACUUUGGUUGCAUUAUUUUUGCAGAGCUAUUUU